GCUAUAACGUCACUGCGCUCCGGUUGCCUCCACUCCACUCUCUCAUCCCCUCGGCACCAAAAUCUCUGUGCACUCUACUCUCUGUCAACUAUUUCGUCGAUCACCUUCGGGGCACUGCCGGGCACGAAGCAGGCAGAGCUCGUCGCCGCCCCGCCAUGUCUCUCCGGCCUAAUUCCAAGACCGACGCGAGGAAGAAGUCCUACAAGACAGGCGUCGAUGCGGAGGAGGCGAGGAGGAGGAGGGAGGACAACCUGGUCGAGAUCAGGAAGAACAAGCGCGAAGACAGUCUGUUGAAGAAGAGGAGGGAAGGGCUCCCGCUUCAGUCCCAGCUGCAAUUGGCCGAUGGGUCACAGAAUGCAGCCGCCAUCGAGAAGAGGCUGGAGAGUAUCCCGAACAUGGUACAAGGUGUAUGGUCAGAUGAUCCAGCUUUGCAGUUGGAAGCAACAACAGGUUUCAGGAAGCUGCUGUCAAUUGAACGAUGCCCACCAAUUGAUGAGGUGAUCAAAGCUGGUGUUGUCCCUAGGUUUGUAGAGUUUCUCGCGAGGAAUGAUUCACCACAGUUGCAGUUUGAGGCUGCUUGGGCAUUGACAAAUGUUGCCUCUGGGACGUCAGACAAUACCAGAGUCGUGAUUGAUUAUGGCGCUGUCCCCAUGUUUGUGCAACUUCUGAGCUCUGCCAGCGAUGAUGUUAGAGAACAGGCAGUGUGGGCUUUGGGAAAUGUUGCUGGUGACUCUCCGAACUGUAGAGAUCUUGUUCUUGGUUACGGUGCUCUUAUACCUUUGCUAUCUCAGCUAAAUGAACAUUCAAAACUAUCCAUGCUUAGAAAUGCCACAUGGACUUUGUCCAACUUUUGUCGUGGCAAGCCACCUGCACAAUUUGAACUGGUGAAGCCUGCACUACCAGUUUUGCAAAAACUCAUACAUGUGAAUGAUGAGGAAGUUUUAACCGAUGCUUGUUGGGCCCUUUCAUAUCUUUCUGAUGGUCCUAAUGACAAAAUCCAAGCUGUGAUAGAAGCAGGUGUCUGUAAACGACUCGUGGAACUUUUGCUUCAUCCAUCACCUACCGUUCUUAUACCUGCUCUCCGGACUGUUGGGAACAUUGUCACUGGUGAUGAUGCCCAGACUCAGUUUGUAAUCAAUAAUGGAGCACUUGCUUGCCUCUAUCAACUUCUAACACAAAAUCACAAGAAGAGCAUUAAGAAGGAAGCCUGUUGGACGAUCUCAAAUAUAACAGCUGGGAAUAUAGCUCAAAUACAGGCUGUUAUCGAUAGCAGUAUCAUCUCCCCACUAGUUAAUCUUCUCCAACAUGCGGAGUUUGACAUCAAGAAGGAGGCUGCAUGGGCAAUUUCCAAUGCUACCUCUGGUGGAUCUCAUGAGCAGAUUCAGUUCUUGGUGAGUGAAGGCUGCAUCAAACCGUUGUGUGACCUCCUAGUCUGUCCGGACCCGAAGAUUGUGACUGUUUGCCUUGAGGGGCUCGAAAACAUUUUGAAGGUUGGUGAGGCUGACAAAGAAAGGGGAUUGAAUAAUGGCAUCAAUUCAUAUGCGGUGGUGAUAGAUGAGUGUGAUGGACUGGACAAGAUCGAGCAUCUGCAGACCCAUGACAAUAACGAGAUAUAUGAGAAGGCCGUGAAGAUCUUAGAGGCUUAUUGGGCCGAGGAAGAAGUGGAUGAUGUAGGUGUUGGCGAUGGGAAUGUGCAGCCUCUCAGUUUUGGAGCCAAUCAGCUCAAUGCCCCACCAGGCGGCUUCAACUUUGGCUGAUAAGUAUGGAGAUUUUCCUCUUCUUUUUCUUUGUUUUUUUUGGGUCAUUUGAGUUGGUAUAUCUGAUAGGAAUCUUUUGUUUCCUCUCGAAACUAUGAACGUAUUAGGGUAUUCCAUUAUCGGUUGCCAAUGGUCAGUCAGGGUUUUUGUGUCUGGCAUGGAGGCUCGGUCUAUGUAUUUUGUACAAGCUAAGGCAUUCUAAUCUUUGUAACGGUCUUGUUUCUCUUAUUGCAUAUUUCGGAAAUGCAAAAAGGAGUCUUUUUCCGUA
Molecule: messenger RNA, 2025 nt
Organism: Punica granatum (pomegranate)
Lineage: Eukaryota; Viridiplantae; Streptophyta; Magnoliopsida; Myrtales; Lythraceae
Source: RefSeq, a predicted model, not a curated record